Molecule: messenger RNA, 738 nt
Organism: Lucilia cuprina (Australian sheep blowfly)
Lineage: Eukaryota; Metazoa; Arthropoda; Insecta; Diptera; Calliphoridae
Exons: 2
Coding region: 147-527 (126 amino acids)
Molecular function (GO): protein binding
Source: RefSeq, a predicted model, not a curated record
CACACGUCUUGACACGAAUCAGCUCGUCUCGGAUAUUUAACGUGUAUUUUUUGUUAAGAUAUACUACAUACAUAUAUAAAAACAAAAUAAAAUAAAUUGAAUAUUAAACAAUUAAUAGAAAAUAAUUGCAUAAUUAUAAUAUAAUAAUGAUAAUAGAAGAAAAUGAUGUAGAAUUAAUAGCAAUUAAAACUAAAUCUCUACAAGAUUUAGAUAAUGAAAUUAAUUGUAACCCUAAUACAGAUAAACAAACAAAUAAUGAAUUAAAUAGUUUCUUUAAAAAUAAAAAAAGUGAAAUUUUCAAUGAACCUCUAGAAGAGGAUGAUGAAGAAUAUGAUGAUGAUCAUUAUGAGUCUUCUGUGCGUUUUAUUAAAAUAGAUAAAUCUCCCAAUGGAACCUGUGGUUUUCACUUGACCCGCACUAAAUGGGAUCCUUAUCCUUGGGUUAGUGCUGUGGAUAAUUUUACACCUGCCGCUAAAAGUGAUUUAAAAGCCGGCGAUUGUGUUUUAGAGGUCAGUAUACUAAACUAAAUGUGUUUUGGGGUCUAUUGGCUUUUGUUUGCAUUUUUUUUCCUUUUCUGCUUUGAUAAAAUGCAAUUUAUUGUAUUUGUUUUAUCAUUAUUGUUUGCUGUUUGCAAAUGCAAAUUCACAUUCUGUUUGCAUCUCCACAACCAUAUUUUGUCACAUUUUUCCUUUUUAUUCGUUGUUGGCUUUUUGUCAAUAUUUCGUCAUUCUAUUUGUA